AUGCUCCUCGGCCACCAGAACGCGAUUAUCGAUCGGCCGACGUUGUACACAUUCCACGGCGUGAUCAGCAGUACACAGGGCUUUACGAUCGGGUCUUCCCCGUGGGAUGCAUCUUGCAGAAAGAAGCGCAAGGCGGCGGGCACAGCGCUGGGACGUCCAGCACUCCGCAGCUACUACCCCAUGUUCGACCUGGAGAGUUACUCUAUUGUGCGAGACCUGCAUCGCGACAGUUGCGAUGGAGAGGUGGAGUUGAAUGUGCGCCCGUAUAUCCAGCGGUACGCGCUGAACACGACAUUGACCCUCUGCUAUGGGAUCCGAAUGGAUGCGGUAUACGACGAGCUUCUCCGCGAGAUAUUGUACGUUGGGUCUGCUAUCUCGCUGCUGCGCAGCGCCUCUGAGAAUCUCCAAGAUUAUAUCCCGCUUCUGCGAUACCUGCCCAACAACGAAAAGAACGCACGGUCAAAGAGCCUGCGCGAACGACGUGACAAGUACCUGGAUCUUCUUCUCGAUAAGGUGCGGGAUAUGAUCAAGAAGGGCACCGACAAGCCCUGCAUUUCCAGUGCAAUUCUGAAAGACGAGGAAACCAAGCUCAACGGAGUGGAAGUGUCGUCUAUCUGUCUUUCGCUAGUGUCGGGCGGUUUCGAGACCAUCCCCGGGACGCUCACCUCCGCCAUCGGGUCUCUAUCUACAAAGGAAGGUCAGGUGUGGCAAGACCGCGCGUACGAGGACAUCAAGCGUCAUUAUCCAGAUAUCCGAGACGCAUGGACGAGCUGCUUCGUGGAGGAGAAAGUACCGUACGUCAAUGCCAUUAUUAAGGAGGCAGGCAGAUACUACACUGUCAGCGCUAUGAGUCUCCCCAGGAAGACCGUCACCGAAGUCAACUGGAACGGCGCUAUCAUUCCCCAGAAGACGAUGGUUCUGAUCAAUGCUCAAGCCGGCAACCAUGAUGUCGACCACUUUGGUCCCGACGGCGGCAAGUUCGAUCCGGAAAGAUGGUUGAAGACGCUGGAUCCUCCGACUGAACGCGAAACAUCCGGACUGAAUCACUUGAGCUUUGGAGCUGGAUCCCGGGCGUGCUCGGGUCAGUAUAUCGCUUCCCGGCUCCUUUAUGCUGCUCUGGUCCGUAUUCUUUCAUCGUAUAAAAUUGUGGCCAGCGAAACAGAACCGCCAAAUACAGACUAUGUGGACUACAACCAGUUCAAGACAGCGUUGGUGGCGAUUCCUCGCGACUUCAAGGUCAAGCUCGUUCCUAGGGACCCCGGCAUGACCGCGGAGUGUCUGGAGACGGCCGAAUUACGAACAAGGGAGCAUUACAAGGAAUGA
This is a messenger RNA of Aspergillus terreus NIH2624, 1323 nucleotides long. RefSeq lists its product as uncharacterized. Lineage: Eukaryota; Fungi; Ascomycota; Eurotiomycetes; Eurotiales; Aspergillaceae. The transcript has 2 exons. The record is from RefSeq and is a predicted model, not a curated record. Gene Ontology annotation, molecular function: monooxygenase activity; heme binding; iron ion binding. Bases 1 to 1323 code for a protein of 440 amino acids.